AUGAAAUCUAAGGUCAACCCUGCCUUCCUUCACGCAAAUUCAACUAGCCAUACUUGGGCGUUCAGUGCGGUUGCUGAAUUAAUCGACAAUGCUUAUGACCCUGACGUGAAAGCAAGAAAGCUGCGGAUAGACCAACGCCUGAUUGAGGACUAAGUCUGUCUCACCUUUGAAGAUGACGGAGACGGCAUGACCCCGGAGACUUUACAUAAUAUGAUGAGCUUUGGAUUUUCUGAUAAGGAGCAGUUUGCAAAUGCACGUCACCAGGCUGUUGGACGAUAUGGUAACGGCUUCAAAUCUGGCGCGAUGCGACUUGGUAAAGACGCUUUAGUGUUUACCCGUCAUAAAGAUACUAUAAGUGUGGGUCUCCUGUCACAAACAUACCUCCACAACAUAAACGCACAGACUGUACUGGUGCCAAUCGUCACAUGGGACCGACCACACCAUAGAAUCCGUUCUGAUCAGGCCGCAAGCUUAAAAGCCAUCCUGGAGCAUUCAAUAUUCAAAACUGAAGACGACUUAUUGAGAGAAUUGGCUGAUAUCGAAAAGUCGGGAACUACGAUUAUAAUAUACAAUUUGAAAGCAAGGUCGGAUAAACUAUUGGAAUUGGAUUUUCAAAGUGACCCAUUCGAUAUCAGAGACCCCAAGACAAUUUUGAAAGACAGCGAAGACAGCUCUGUUGCUAUCGAUAAGAAACCUGUCCAUAUGGUGUCACUGAAGAAAUAUUGCAAAAUUUUGUACCUUAAGCCAAAACUCUGGAUAUGGAUUAGAGGAAGAAGAUUAAGGCCAUUAUGCAUUGAAAAAUGCAUUACCAAAAAACAGAAGGACAAGUACAAACCUAGCUGGGCUCAACGCCCCAUCCCAAUUACAUUUGGGUUUACUUCAAAACGUCUGGGUGACGAUUAUGGAUUAAUAUUGUAUCACACAAAUCGCCUGAUAUUAGCUUACAAGAAGAUAGGAUGUCAAAAACAGAACGACUGUGGUACCGAUGUGAUUGCUGUAGUGGAGGCCAACCAGCUUACUCCCAAACACACCAAGCAGGGCUUUGUGGAUGACGCUAAAUACAAUUCAUUUCUGCAGGCUAUUUCAAAAAAGCUGAGAGACUAUUGGAAAUAUAAAAAGGAAACUGCUGACGACAUGUCUGAGGAGCUAAACGCACCGUACUUCUAUAUCCAGUGUGAUAACUGCGAUAAAUGGCGGCGUAUUAUCGAUGGAGGAGAAACAGAUGACAUCCCCGAAAAAUGGUUUUGUCGCUUAAACGACGACCCCGCACACAAUCGUUGUGACAUAGAGGAGGAACCGGAAAAAGAGGAUCUCACAGGAGAAGAAAAGAAGAACAAGCAACUAUCAAAACAAGGAAGCUCAGGAUUUCAAUCGAGAUCGGAAAACAGACUCGAUUCAGAUGAUCAAACUUUAAGGACACAAAUCCGGGGAUCCUUGGUAAACGACAUGGACAGAAGUCAAGUUGACGAAGAGAGUACAGAAAACACCACUGAGUCAAAAAAGGCACCAGAAACAAAGCGUAGGCCAUCAUUACCUGAAAAUCCCGACAUAACUCCAGUGUUCAAUCCACAUAUGCCUGAUACACGGAACAAUUCAGUAUUGGAUGAAAGACUGGUCACACCAGGAACAAGUAACAGGAAACCUGGGAAGAAAGUCAAUAGAAAACGGAAUGCUAAUGAGAACAUGACGUCUAUGAAUUUAGAGACACCAGGAACAAGUAACGGGAAACCUGGGAAGAAAGUCAAUAGAAAACGGAAUGCUAAUGAGAACAUGACGUCUAUGAAUUUAGAGUAUUUUCUGGACUGGUCAUCUAUUUUGCUUCCUGCUGCAAGCACUCACCACAAUGAAGGAAGCAAUAACGAAAUCGACGAUGACAAUGCCUUACCUAAACGACAGCGAUUGUCUUCCAAAAGCAAGUGUUUGAGAUCAAACAUCACGAAUCAGGCUACAUCACAGGACGAACAAGAGGAGGAACAACAGAAGGAACAAUCUUCAACACUAAAUCAUUUUUGUGAUGUUGAAACUCAAACCAAGGAAAUGGCCCGAAUAUGUAGUAGAGAAUGUAUGCAGACAGAGGAGGAACUGCGUAAGAAUAUAGAGAGUGAAAAGAGGAGAGCAUCAGAUGCCGAAAGGUCUCUAAAAGAAGUCAUGUCAAAUAUGAAUAUGGAAGAGGCUAACAGAAAGAGGAGUCUUUCUGAGAGAAAGAUGGAAGAUGCCAAAACGCAAACAAAAGAAGUUAUCCGAAUGUGUAAUAGAGAGUGUAUGCAAAUGGAUGAGGAAUUGCGUACGAAAAUAGCGCGUGAAGAAAAGAGAGCAGUUGACGCUGAAAGAAAAUUCAACGAGGCAACUCAGAAUGCAUUGUUAGCUGAGAAAAAGGUGGUUGAUUUUGCAGAUACAAAGGUAAAAGAGGCAGAAAAGAAAUUGAAAGAAACUGAGAAAAGAAUUGAAGAGGUUAACAGAAAAGAAAGAGAAGCAGAUGGAAAAUGGAAACUGACUUGCGACAGACUUCGGGAGGCAGAAACCAAAGCAAACAGUUUGGAAAAGCGCUUAGUCACAUUUCGGAGGAAUGUUUAUACAUUCUUGCGAACAAAUGAAUGUACUGGCAACAGUAUUGGUGGAGAGGAGGAAGUCGAAGAAAUAGUUUCGGAAAUCAUUCGGCUUUAG
Molecule: messenger RNA, 2664 nt
Organism: Ylistrum balloti
Lineage: Eukaryota; Metazoa; Mollusca; Bivalvia; Pectinida; Pectinidae
Product: MORC family CW-type zinc finger protein 4-like
Exons: 20
Cellular component (GO): nucleus
Molecular function (GO): zinc ion binding; ATP hydrolysis activity
Source: RefSeq, a predicted model, not a curated record